AUGUGGGAAUUUGCAUCGGGGCAACCUCCGCUUCUUGAUCGUUCACAUAAUUUCCAUUUAGCCUUGGAUAUAUGUAAAGGCCUUCGUCCAUCAAUCAGUCAUCUUUCCGCUACCCCUAAAUGCUAUAUUGAGGUUAUGGAAAGGUGCUGGGAUGCUAUUCCAUCAAAACGUCCUGAUGUACACGAAUUAAGAACAAUUCUAGAAAAAUUCUAUAUUGAAUUCAAAGAACACGAAUUCACUGUUGCAGAAAUUGAGAGACUUCGCAUUUCUGAGGCAGCUAAAGAAUCACCAUCAACACUAUCUCCUCCGACUUCAACACUACCACAAUCAUCAUCUCAAACUAAUCAACCUCAAUCAUCAUCAUCCGUCUCGAAUAGAAACUCACAAGUAGCCAUAUACACGAGUCGUCUGCUCAACUUCAUUAAUUUGCCAGAACCACAAAAUUCCUCAUCAUAUGAACCAACAAAUUAUGAAUUUAUAGAAUUUGAGGAAGCUGAAGUUGUGGAUUCUGGUCAGUUGGAUCUCUUUAUUCCAAAAACAGAAUUUGCACUGCGUCGACGUGAAGAUUUACCGAAAAUACCAGAAUUAAGAGUAGAUUCUCUACUAUUUCCAUUAGAUUUGCCAAAAAUAACGGAGAAUAAUAGAGAACAAGAUGAAUAUUAA
This is a messenger RNA of Ambispora gerdemannii, 663 nucleotides long. The record is from the annotation of a GenBank genome assembly. Lineage: Eukaryota; Fungi; Glomeromycota; Glomeromycetes; Archaeosporales; Ambisporaceae.